AUGGACGGCAUCGAUCUGACUGCCGCCUCGUCGUCCAACGCCUCGACGCCCGCCACCCAGCCCAAGAAAAAGUCUCGGCGAGCCACCGACCCGGCCACCCAGAAACGGAGAUGCAUCAGCACGGCCUGCGUCGCCUGCCGCCGGCGAAAGUCCAAGUGCGAUGGCGCCCUGCCAAGCUGCGCCGCCUGCGCCAGCGUCUACGGCACUGAGUGCAUCUACAACCCCAACUCGGACCACCGCCGCAAGGGCGUCUACCGGGAGAAGGUCGACAGCAUGAAGGCCCAGAGCUCGACGCUGCAGGUCAUCGUCGAGGCCAUCCUGAAUGCCUCUGAGGAAGAAGUGCCCGACGUCGUCAACAAGAUCCGGACAUGCGACAACCUCGACACAGUUGCGCAGGAGCUCUUGAAGAUGGGCUCGGAAGCCAAGCAAGACGAGGAGGAGGGAACCCCGGAGGAGGAACCCAUGUCUUUUCUGCCCGUGCAAGGAGAACGAGAGCUCGCGGGCAAGAUGGGAGAGCUGCGGCUCGAGAACGGCUCGGUGCGCUUCAUUGGCGGCACCUCUCACCUCAUCUACCUAGGAGACCCUCACCACGACGGCACCGAGUACGAUUCGCCUUCUGAGCCAGGCGUAUGUGAGAAUCCCGUCACGUCCUGGACUCGCGUGACCACUGAUCCACGUCUCAUCAUGCACCUCAUGAACAUGUACUUCAACUACCACUACCCAUACUUCACUACCCUCUCGCGCAAGCUGUUUUGGCGAGACUUCAUGAGGGGCAAGUCCAGAUUGCAGCCGGGCACGACGUACUGCUCAUCGCUGCUGGUCAACGCAAUGUUGGCGCUUGGCUGCCACUUCACAGACAUCCCUGGGGCGUUUGGCAUCCCCGGCGACAGCAGAACAAAGGGGGAUCACUUCUUUGCCGAGGCCAAGCGGCUCAUUGUCGAGAAUGACGAGUAUGAGAAGCCCCGGCUCGUGACCGUGCAAGCCCUGGCACUCAUGUCUGUCAGAGAGGCCGGUUGCGCAAGAGAGGCCAAGGGCUGGGUCUACAGCGGCAUGAGCUUCCGCAUGGCUCUCGACAUCGGCCUCAACCUCGAGAUCGAGGGCUUGGACAAGGAGCACAUGACGGAAGAGGAAAUUGACGCCCGGCGCAUCACUUUCUGGGGCUGCUUCUUGUUCGACAAGACCUGGUCCAACUACCUGGGCCGCCUGCCACAGCUCCCGAGAAACUCCUUCACUGUCUCCAAAGUCGAAGUGUUCCCGGACGAAGACGCAGCGCUGUGGUCGCCCUUCACCGACAAGGGCUUCGAUGAGUCACUUGCGCAGCCGUCGAGGACGCGGGCGGUUGCUCUCCUGCUGUCCAAGCUGUGCGAAAUCAGCAGCGACAUCCUCGUCUUCUUCUACCACCCCAGCCACAUAAAGCGGGCCAGCAGCAAAUCUCUCGAGCUCAAGAGACUCGGCGAGCUGCACCAGCGGCUGGAGGAAUGGCGCAGGGCCGUGCCCAAGGAGUUUGAUCCAAAGGAAGGCUUGCUGCCAAACGUGAUCCUGAUGUUCACAUUCUACCACCUCCAAUACAUUCACCUCUUUAGGCCUUUCCUGAAAUACUCCCCAACCGCAUCUCCACUGCCUCCGCACAUAUCUCCAAGGCGGAUAUGCACCGCAAACGCUGGUGCCAUAUCAAAACUGAUGAGGCUGUACAAGAAGUCCUGGAAUCUCCGACAGAUCUGCAACAUUGCAGUCUACAUGAUUCACAGCGCGUGCACCAUCCACCUGCUCAAUUUGCCGGAAAAGACGGCAAAACGAGACCUGACCCAUGGACUGCGGCAUCUGGAAGAGAUUGCAGAAGACUGGCUCUGUGCUAGGCGGACGCUGAGCAUUCUUAGUGUUUUGGCUCGAAAGUGGAAAUGCGAAAUUCCGGAAGAGGCCGACAUUAUCCUCAAACGAACCGACGAGAGGUUCGAGUACUACAGCACGUCGGAAGUGCCCUCUCCCGGAUCGAGCAACAUAGCCCCCAUCUCACCCGUCACCUCGGAGGAAGGGGCGGCGCAAGCUGCAAGGCACGACUAUGGCCUUGCGAGGCAUCAUCCGACUUCAGAGCCCUUGGCUCAACCGACGAUGCAGACGUCGAUAGAGGAGCGCCUGUCCAUGGACUCGCCCAUGUCCAUUGGCAACGGCAUUCCUCAUGCGGACCAGCAAGGCAUGGGCAUGGACCCUACGCAGAUGGACUAUCAGACCAUCCUCGGCGCAUGGCCACAGCAACUGAGCAUGCCCAUCAGCUCCCCUCCGUCUGGUCUAUCUUCGGGAACCCAAAGCCACAUCUCAUCAGAUAUGGGCCUCCGCCAACAACAACAACAACAACAACAACAACAACAACAACAUCCCAAUCAGAACCAGAACCCUCAGAGCCAGAUCCAGAACAUGGGCAGCAUGGGCAUGGACGGCCGCGAAUGGCUGCUCAGCGACUCGGCGCGGCUGCACCAGAGCUUUGGCAGCUGGGACAUUCGCCAACAGCAGCAGCAGCAGGGCGGCCCUGGGGCGAAUCCGAUCUUCAUGUUUGGUGCUCCUAGGGGAGGAGACGGGGGUGCUAUGAAAGGCGGUCAAUUCGCCGCAAUGGGAGAGUUCUAA
Trichoderma citrinoviride is the source of this 2619-nucleotide messenger RNA. RefSeq lists its product as hypothetical. Gene Ontology annotation, biological process: regulation of DNA-templated transcription; DNA-templated transcription. The record is from RefSeq and is a predicted model, not a curated record. The transcript is spliced from 3 exons. Gene Ontology annotation, molecular function: DNA binding; zinc ion binding; DNA-binding transcription factor activity, RNA polymerase II-specific. Lineage: Eukaryota; Fungi; Ascomycota; Sordariomycetes; Hypocreales; Hypocreaceae. Bases 1 to 2619 code for a protein of 872 amino acids.